Messenger RNA from Ruditapes philippinarum (Manila clam), 579 nucleotides. RefSeq names its product ankyrin and armadillo repeat-containing protein-like. The transcript has 4 exons. Lineage: Eukaryota; Metazoa; Mollusca; Bivalvia; Venerida; Veneridae. Bases 1 to 579 code for a protein of 192 amino acids. The record is from RefSeq and is a predicted model, not a curated record.
AUGGCCUUGUUCUUAUUCCUUGAUGGAAACCAAGAGAUAUUAGAAGAGAUCAAUGGAACGAUAGAUUUCAGUUACGUACGGAUACUCAAAAUGAUGUAUGCUCAGCACGACGUUGUACGACUCCUAGCUGGCUCGGCACUUGCAGCAUUUGCGUAUAACAACAUAAGCCAACAAAAAGAGAUAGCAGAACAGGGUGGUGUGAGAUUCAACUGUUUUAUACCAUUUCUUCAAUCAUCAGAUGAAUUUUACAGAUGUAAUGCAGCAUUUCAGGUUGUAGUGCUAUCAAAGAUUAUACCAGAUGAGGAGCAGGCAUUGUCAUCGGCAACAGGUAUCAAACUUCUUGUUGACCUCCUUCAGGACUCGCAGUCAGACCAAAUACUUGCCCUGGCAUCGGACUGCAUAGCAAGACUGGCUCAUACCCGUGCUGGUGUACCUGCAGCAAUUAUAGCCAUUAAUGCGAUUGAGUUCCUCACAAAACUUCUGUUGCACCAGGCGGAGCAAGUGAGGGGUUGUGCAGCUAUCGCCCUCGGUUACCUUUCAUAUACACAUACCGCAGAGAGACAACUUCUUAACAAGUGA